Penicillium paradoxum is the source of this 879-nucleotide messenger RNA. RefSeq lists its product as uncharacterized. The record is from RefSeq and is a predicted model, not a curated record. Gene Ontology annotation, molecular function: arylformamidase activity. Lineage: Eukaryota; Fungi; Ascomycota; Eurotiomycetes; Eurotiales; Aspergillaceae. The transcript is spliced from 2 exons. The coding region runs from base 1 to 879 and encodes 292 amino acids.
AUGUCUGGCAUACCCAAUCUUCCAGAAACAUUCGAUGAUCUGCCCGAUAAGCGUCGCUUCUGGCCCGGUGUCGCAGGCUCAGAGGAAGAAGGACUGGGAAUGCUCCGUCUCCUAACGCCAGGCCUGGUUGCGCAAGCCGCGCGAACACAAAUCCAAACUGGCGAGCGGGUGUGCUUGAAUUGGGAUAUGGAGAAUUUAACAAGACUCACAAUGCUUAAUGCACUAGGAUUCGGCCGCAAGCCAUUCGAGCACCAUGUCAAAUGGGUCGUCGAGGGGGUUGCCUUCGACGACGAGUAUCACUUCAAUCCACAACAGUCUUCCCAGUGGGACGGUCUCCGACACCAUAAUGCGCCAGCGCCAGCGCCAGAAGACAAGGAUCGACGUCUUUUCUAUGGCGGGACGACUGCGGAAGAAAUCCUCGACGAGAAAUGCCCGCGCAUCGGUAUUGGGUUUUGGGCGAAGAAGGGCAUUGCUGGGCGCGGCGUGCUGAUUGACUAUGUCUCUUACGCGGAAAAGAAGGGUAUUAGCGUCAAUGCGCUAAGCCGGCAGAUGGUGUCGCUGGAUGAAGUGCAGGAGAUUGCGAGGGAAUGCAACAUCGAGUUCCAAAAGGGCGAUAUCUUUUUCUUGCGGGUUGGCUUGCCUGGAACGUGGAAGGGGAUGUCAACUGAGCAGCGGGUGGGUUAUAGUCAGCAAGGGACGCCAGAGCAUGCUGGGAUUGAGCAGAGUGAGCGAGUGUUGCGCUUUUUGUGGGAUAAUCAUUUUGCGGCUGUUGCGUCUGAUGCGGUUAGUUUUGAGGUUUUUCCGCCUCUGAACCCGGAGUUUGAUUUGCAUCACCAUCUUCUUGCUGGUUGGGGGGGUGCCUAUUGGGGAGAUGUUUGA